AUGGCUGAGUAUAACUACGAAGACCUCGGGUUCUUCAAUAGUUCCAACGACAGCAGCCAGGGGCACCAAGACUUCCUGCAGUUCAGCAAGUUCUUCCUGCCGAGCAUGUACGUGGUGGUGUUCACCUGCGGCCUGGUGGGAAACUCCUUGGUGCUGGUCAUCUACGUCUUCUACCAGAAGCUGAAGAGCCUGACGGAUGUGUUCCUGAUGAACCUGCCCCUGGCUGACCUGGUGUUCGUCUGCACUCUGCCCUUCUGGGCCUAUGCAGGCAUCCACGAGUGGGUCUUUGGCAGCGUCAUGUGCAAAGCCCUGCUGGGCAUCUACACGCUGAACUUCUACACGUCCAUGCUCAUCCUCACCUGCAUCACCGUGGAUCGCUUCGUCGCGGUGGUGCGGGCCACCAAGGCCUACAACCAGCAGGCCAAGCGCAUGGCCUGGGGUAAGGCCAUCUGCUCGUCCAUCUGGGUGGUUUCCCUGCUGGUUUCCUUGCCGCAGAUCAUCUACGGCAAUGUCCUUUACCACGACCGGCCCUUCUGCGGUUAUCACGAGGCGAUUUCCUCCAUGGUGCUGGCCACCCAGAUGACCCUGGGGUUCUUCCUGCCACUGCUUGCCAUGGUCGUCUGCUACUCGGUCAUCAUCAAGACGCUGCUUCAGGCUCGAGGCUUCCGGAAGCACAAGUCUCUAAAGAUCAUCUUCCUGGUGGUGGCGGUGUUCCUGCUGACCCAGACGCCCUUCAACCUCGUGAAGCUCAUCCGCAGCACGAGCUGGGAGUACCACACCAUGACCAGCUUCCACUACGCCAUCGCGGUGACAGAGGCCAUUGCCUACCUGCGUGCCUGCCUUAAUCCUGUGCUCUAUGCCUUUGUUGGCCUCAAGUUUCGGAAGAAUUUCUGGAAGCUCGUGAAAGACGCAGGCUGCCUCCCUUACCUGGGUGUCUCAGGCCAACACACGUGUUCGGAGGACACUUCCAGGAGUGCUUCAGCCUCUCACAACGUGGAGGCCACCAGCAUGUUCCACCUGUAG
Messenger RNA from Budorcas taxicolor (takin), 1023 nucleotides. RefSeq names its product C-X-C motif chemokine receptor 6 (gene CXCR6). Lineage: Eukaryota; Metazoa; Chordata; Mammalia; Artiodactyla; Bovidae. The transcript has a single exon. Gene Ontology annotation, cellular component: membrane. Gene Ontology annotation, molecular function: coreceptor activity; C-X-C chemokine receptor activity. The record is from RefSeq and is a predicted model, not a curated record. The coding region runs from base 1 to 1023 and encodes 340 amino acids. Gene Ontology annotation, biological process: G protein-coupled receptor signaling pathway; chemotaxis; immune response.